CGAGAGAUGGCAGUCCGAUUUAGCGGUGGUUUCCGGGUCCAGUUGCUGCAUAAAUUAAAUAUAAAUGCAUUUUGCUACCCUAAACGUCAAUCUUCACACCUCUUUGUGCAUAGAGAAACUCCUGAAAAUAAUUGCAGAACACCUUUCGAAUUUACUGCCGAAAACAAAAGGAGGCUAGAUGUAAUAAUUGCAAACUACCCACCUGCCCACAAAGCAGCAGCAAUUAUUCCUGCUUUGGAUUUGGCUCAACGACAACACGGUUGGUUACCAAUUUCUGCGAUGAAUAAGGUCGCCGAAAUUCUAAGCGUUCCUCCAAUAAGAGUUUAUGAAGUUGCCACUUUCUACACUAUGUUUAACAG
This is a messenger RNA of Heterobilharzia americana, 359 nucleotides long. The record is from the annotation of a GenBank genome assembly. Lineage: Eukaryota; Metazoa; Platyhelminthes; Trematoda; Strigeidida; Schistosomatidae.